AUGGCCCUUCAACGUCGAGACCUACUCUUAGCCGGUAUCGGUGGAUUUAUUGCCUGGGGUCUGGUCGUACGCUGGCUACCGAUUCUCCGUUAUCUGGGAUGGGCACUAGCACUAGGGGCUACACUGUCUUUAGCCAGCUUUCUGGCUCUGGUGCUUUUGACGACGCGAAACCAAAGCGAACCCUCCCACACCCUGAAAGAGGUCUCUGUCGCAUUUAUCAAACCCAAUAACUGGCGCAAAGAGCUUUUUAAUGCGCGGAAGACCACACGAUACCGACCGCGACCCCUCUAUCCAGAGUCUUUCGUGGUGUCUGAGGGAAUUGACGAACUGCUAUCUCUUGUGACUCGGGAUUUUGUCUCAUCCUGGUACCAAAAUAUUAGCCCAAGCCCUAUAUUUGCAAAUGAAGUCGAUAAAAUCAUUCGCGUUGCCCUGGAGAAUUUCCGAGAUAGAUUACUCGCAGAGGACCUGAUUUCACUGAUCGUGUCCCGCAUAUUUCCAAUUUUAACCUCCCACCUCAAAGAGUUCGAUAUUGCCGAGCGCUCUGUUCGUGGACGCAACCUCAGUCGAAACGUGACGGAGUCUGAGGAGCUGGACUUAGCGAUUGCCAAUAAGUUCCGCGAGGGCCGCCUGCAUCCGGCAGUCGGUCUAUCCUCGGUCGACCAGAAAACCCUCCAACAAGAGUAUCUCCGGAAGAUUACCGUGGGGUUUCUUCCUCAGCUGUUCCCGGAGAGUGCGCUUAAGAGCAGGGCCGUUUCUGUUUUGAUUCGUGAAAUCAUAUCAUGUGCAGUCCUUCUUCCAGCCGUGACGGCGUUGUCUGAUCCUGACACGUGGAAUCAGCUGAUGGAGGCCUAUGGACGCUCGGCUUUGCAAGAUCGGAAAACCGUGCGCAAACUACGGGCUGCGCUCGAUGAGCAUGCUUCCCCUGCCCCCAAGUCGAAACGGGGGCAACCCUUCCCCAAACUUUCGGCAAAUGACUCUGAAAGAGCCUUUGAGCGCUUUGUUCGAGCUAUACGACAUUGCAAUAAUCUAUCUGAUGCCCGUCGGUUUCGAGCGCUAGUUUCUAGCCAAUUAAAGAGAGAGAGCAUGGUGGAUGGACAAGAUCAGGUCUACCUCAGACGCCUAGAAACAGGCAAAAGGGUUCUGGAUCAAAAAGUAGCCAAGCUUGCUGUACCAGGAGAGUCUUCUCAUAUGCCUCCUGUGACAGCGAGACAUGCUCGGCAUGGUAGCUCCUCCACAGCUCACGAGUCUUCCCUGGUAGAUGUGCUACACAAUGCGGCUGGCUUAUCUUAUUUCAUGGAGUUCAUGGACCGUCAAAAUUUAAUGCCCUUGGUUCAGUUCUGGAUAGUGGUUGAUGGAUUUCGAAAUCCGCUGGAAGAUGACUUUGGAGACGAGACAGAGUUAGCCUCGGUAACAUGGACGACGGCCGAUAGGAAUGAUUUAGCGCUUCUUAGUGAAACGUAUCUCACUAAGCCAGAGCUCAAUGUCUCCGACGAAUCGCGUCGAGUAGUGAAGGCAUUUCUAAGUGCAGGAAAGCGAGCAACUCCAGAGCAGUACCGCAAGGCUCGGACUGUGGUCUUGACCACCCAGUCAGCUGUGUUGGAACAUAUGAAGAAUGCUUACUAUCCCAAGUUCAAGGAAUCAGACUUGUACUGGAAAUAUCUUGCGUCGGAUGAGGCUUCGGGCGCUCAACAGCCGCCGGCCCCUCCAUCUCCGCCAGCAGCCACUCUUGAGCCUCGAGAGAGGCGACCUCUCCCUCCUAUUACAGCUCGCACGAUCUCACAGCCGGCUAGCAAGCCGGCUAAGGACCUUCGUAGGGCUGCUGUUUCAUCAAGUGAUGUGCGAAGCAUGGGCAAGCUCUUUGACGAUGAAGAUUCACCACGACGAUCCAUAGAUUCGGAACGGUCGGCACCUCUUUUCGACGACGAUUAUGAUACCGAUCAGCUUGCCAUGUCCACCAACAGUCUAGGAAAGGACUCACAGAAUGGCGACAACGAUGCAAGCCAAAAUCAUGUGCUCGAAACCAUGGAGGCCGCUCUCAAUGACAUUAUCAUCAACGAGCCCAAUAAUCCAAGAGUGGAGGACCUCAAGGGCAGUGAUCUCUCCUCAUCUUCUCUUUUUGGCGGAAACCAUGCAGAACCCUCCACGCGGGGCUCAUCUGAAACCCCGCGUGUUGACGGGCGCAUCAAUGAAAAGGCAAAGAAAAGCAUCGCCUCACUGGGUCUCGUUGACCAUGCAUCGCGACUUGGUGUAUUUGACGACGAUCUUUUCCCGGACCAGCAGAAAUUCAUCGAGGAUGAGUAUGAAGAACCAGUGGGCGGGGAAGAUAAGGACCCAGCAGACGAAGUCCAUGAAGCUGCUCCUGGCGAUCUUGGACUUACCGAAGCGAUUGAGGUCUUGACGACCGAAAUCGACAAACUGACCGCGCAAGAUUCCGUGGUCGAGGCGUUGACCCGAAAGGCCGAACUCACGAAUAACACGGCUGAAUUGAGAAUUCUGCGCAAGUCCAAAGCUAGCAUUGAACGUGAAGUCCACCGCAAAGAGAUGCAGCGGCAGCAGUAUAUUAUCCAAGAAAGUGAUAACAGUCUCUACGGCCGGUCUACAGUCCGCAUCAAAUCCAUCAUGGUGGGCAAGGAGGAGGAUGGCCGGGAAUUCGCCAUGUACGUUAUCGAAGUCCAACGAAAUGCCGGUGAGCAGAUGCCUGCCGCAUCCUGGGCGGUUCCUCGUCGCUAUAGUGAAUUUCACGAACUUCAUCAGAAGCUGCGCAUGAACUAUCCCUCAGUGCGACACCUGGAAUUCCCUCGGCGACGUGUGGUCAUGAAGCUCCAAAAGGAAUUUCUUCAAAAAAGGCGCCAAGCUCUAGAGGGAUAUCUUCAAAAGUUGCUUCAUCUACCCGAGGUAUGCCGUAGUCGUGACUUGCGAGCCUUUCUCUCUCAAAGAGCAAUAUUACCGAGGGAAGACUCCCGCAGUAGCGAGGGUGAUACUAAGGACCUUGUCACGCGGAUCUACAAUUCCGUCGCUGAUGGAAUGGAUGAUUUCCUUGGCAACUUUGGCGUCCUCGAUCAAUUAUCCACGGCCGGCCAGAAUCUCAUUUCGGCCGCGACGAACCAGGUGAACAUCAACGCCAGCACCGCCAACGAUCCCGCCCUCGCCACUGAAGAUGCUGUCACCACCGCCGAGGCUGAAGCGGAGCUGAACGCAUUUGAGGAUCGUGAACUCGAGCCCUUUAUCAAACCCAUCUGCGAUCUCUUCCUCGAAGCCUUUGAGUUGAACCGCGGAAACAACUGGCUGCGCGGUCGCGCCGUUGUGGUCGUGCUGCAUCAGCUGCUUGGUGGUACGAUCGAGCGCAAGGUCCGGGACAGUGCCCGUUCCUUGUUCCAGGACGACUCCAUGAUGCGAUACCUUGCUAUCGCUCGCGAUUCCCUCUGGCCCGGUGGUGUCUUGCGCAAAUUCCUGCCGCGAUCCAUGGCCGAUCGGCACAAAAGCCGCACGGAGGCCACCGUCGUCCUGGCGACUCUCAUCCCCGAUCUGGCAGCCAAUGUUGUCGGUCGCGCCAAUGCUCAAGCUGCUUCGCGCCGUCUCUUCGCUACCUUGAAUAAUAAACCUCUCAACACCCACCUGGCCUUCACUCUCCUCGACGAGAUUGUCCUUGCCCUCUUCGGCAAUCGGGAGCCCAGUCGUCUCCGCUAA
Molecule: messenger RNA, 3687 nt
Organism: Penicillium longicatenatum
Lineage: Eukaryota; Fungi; Ascomycota; Eurotiomycetes; Eurotiales; Aspergillaceae
Gene: rgsC
Product: putative intermediate filament protein (Mdm1)
Exons: 2
Coding region: 1-3687 (1228 amino acids)
Cellular component (GO): intracellular membrane-bounded organelle
Molecular function (GO): phosphatidylinositol binding
Source: RefSeq, a predicted model, not a curated record